Nycticebus coucang (slow loris) is the source of this 5648-nucleotide messenger RNA. RefSeq names its product family with sequence similarity 193 member A (gene FAM193A). The record is from RefSeq and is a predicted model, not a curated record. The transcript has 19 exons. The coding region runs from base 1059 to 4916 and encodes 1285 amino acids. Lineage: Eukaryota; Metazoa; Chordata; Mammalia; Primates; Lorisidae.
UGUGUCCCCGUCUGAGCCCCCACGCUCUCUGGCUGCCCUUGCAGCCCUCCACUCAGGUUGGCUGUCCUCGUGGGACUUGGGUAGAGCUUCACUGGGAGCGUCCAGGCCUAGGUGAGGGUCACACCUGCUGCAGGCAGACUGCAAGUGUGAGCCUUCUGGGUAAAAAAGAUUCAAAGAUUGAGAUUUUAAUGAAACACUUAUUGCCUAUGUGAUGAAAAAAUGAAAUAUUUCUUCACAUUAAUACUGAUGGAAUACCUACUUAUUGUGCCAGGGAUGCUGCUAAGUACUUUCACAAGCACUCUUGCCUUUCUCAGCCCAAGGGGAAAGGCAGAGUUACCCCAUUUACAUGAUGAGAAAACUGAAGCUUCAUGGGGUUAGGCAGUGUGUACAUGCACUGUCUGCGGCUGCUUCUCUCAUGUGAGUGGCUCCUGGCACACAGCUGUUCUCUUUAGCAUGUAUCUUGUGCCCAGUGACAGCACAGAACUUGAGGUGGCAGUAAUUUUAAUUCUUCCUUAUGGUUUGAAUAUAACGUGUUUUUAUGUUUUUUGAAAUAUUCCAAAUAGAAGCAGCACGUUUGAGCUGGACAUUUAUUUCAUGGAUUGAAUAUCACUUGAGUUUCAUCUCUUUCACAUUUUGACUGCAGCGCCUCUGGGAGUUUUAUACACUGAUGUUUGCUAUGCAAUAGAUUUUAUCCUGGAUAAAUUCAGCCAGCUCAGGAUUUGUCCUGUGAACCACUGGUAUUUGAUGAGGUGGUUCUGGAUAGUAUGUGCCUAUUUUAGAAAUUAGGUUUCGUAGUGACUAUUAGGAGCCGUGGCUUCACUGCUGCCUCUUCCACAUCUUAGAACAGCAUCUGGCACACAGUUAAAUGUGCCUUGUUGGCUGAAUGUACAUAAGAGUUAGUGAGUGAGUGAAUGGACUUCCACAGUAUCUUCAACAUAUUCCUGCCUCCUUUUCAUAUAACUUUUUAAAAAUCUGUUUGUGAAAGUACCACAUGGUUAUUUCCUUACAUUUAUAAAAUACAGAAAUGGACAAAGAAAUAAAAUACAUCUAACUCCACCAUGCUAAGCGAACUAAGGAGGAGGUGUCUGGUCUACUUGCUCUGUGAGAGGGACCCCUACCAGCUGUACCAGCGCCUAGAACAGCAAGCCCGAGAGUACGUGCUGGAGAUGAAGGUGCGGCUGCUCCGGCAGCUGUCAGCUGCCGCCAAGGUGAAGGCACCGUCCGGCCUGCAGGGCCCACCGCAGGCACACCAGUUCAUCUCCCUGCUGCUGGAGGAGUAUGGCGCUCUGUGUCAGGCAGCGCGCUCCAUCAGCUCCUUCCUUGGCACUCUGGAAAAUGAACACUUGAAAAAGUUCCGGGUGACGUGGGAACUGCAUAAUAAACACCUAUUUGAAAAUCUGGUCUUUUCAGAGCCACUUCUCCAGAGCAACUUGCCGGCACUGGUAUCUCAGAUCAGGCUAGGGACCACCACACAUGACACAUGCAGUGAGGAUACCUACAGCACCCUGUUGCAGCGGUACCAGCGCUCAGAGGAGGAGCUGCGAGGCGUUGCCGAGGAGUGGCUGGAGUGCCAGAAGAGAAUUGACGCCUAUGUGGAUGAGCAGAUGGCAAUGAAAACCAAACAGCGCAUAUUAACAGAAGACUGGGAGCUUUUUAAACAAAGAAGAUUCAUGGAAGAGCAGUUAUCUAAUAAGAAAGCAGUGACUGGUGAGAAUAACUUUACAGACAGCAUGAGGCACAUGCUGUCCUCCCGGCUGACUGUGCCUGACUGCCCCAACUGCAACUACAGAAGGAGAUGUGCUUGUGAUGACUGCAGCCUUUCACACAUCCUCACUUGUGGGAUCAUGGAUCCUCCUGUCACUGAUGAUGUCCACACUCACCAGCUGCCACUCCAGGCAGACUCUGCUCCCGACUACCUCCCAGAGAUGCGCCCACCGAGCGUGUCAUCCGCAAGCUCAGGCUCAGCUUCCAGCUCGCCCAUCACAGUUCAGCAGCACCCCAGGCUCAUCCGAACAGACAGUGGCUCUGCACCAGCUUUCUGCAGUGACGAUGAUGAUGUGGCACCUUUGUCAGCUAAAUUUGCUGACAUUUACCCGCUGAGUAGCUAUGAUGAUGCUGAGGUGGCGGCCAGCAUGAACGGGAUCCACGGCGAGGCACACAGCGGUGGGGAAGGUGCGGCCCUGAAGGAGGAGUCCCCACAGGUGAGCAGCACCAGCAGUAGCUCUUCAGAAGCUGACGAUGAAGAUGCAGAUGGGGAAAGUAGCGGGGAGCCCCCAGGAGCCCUACAUGAAGAUGGGGCCCCAGGAAGCAGGAGCUCCAAGGAGGAGGGGAGUAAGGUGGACAGUCCUCCCACAUCUCAUCCGACACAGCAGGCUGAACAAGCUCCAAACACUUGUGAGUGUCAUGUUUGUAAACAAGAAGCUUCUGGACUGACACCAUCUGCAAUGACAGCUGGAGCCCUUCCUCUUGGUCACCAGUUCGUGACCCCAGAGAAGCCUGCACACCCUGCACUGCAUCUUUACCCCCACAUCCAUGGGCAUGUGCCGCUGCACACUGUCCCACACCUGCCACGCCCCCUCAUCCACCCUACCUUGUAUGCAGCACCCCCCUUCACACACAGUAAGGCUUUACCACCAGCACCUGUUCAGAAUCACACAAAUAAGCAUCAGGUAUUCAAUGCAUCUCUUCAAGACCAUAUUUAUCCAAGCUGUUUUGGGAAUACUCCAGAGUGGAAUAGUUCUAAAUUUAUAAGUCUUUGGGGAUCAGAAGUGAUGAAUGAUAAGAACUGGAAUCCUGGCACUUUCUUGCCAGAUACAAUUUCUGGGAGUGAUAUAUUAGGGCCUCCACUCUCAGAAACAAGACCCGAAGCCCUUCCACCUCCGGCCAGCAGUGAAACUCCUGCGGUUUUGGAUAAAGAGAAAAAAAAUGCUGCAAAAAAGAAAUGUUUGUAUAAUUUUCAAGAUGCUUUUAUGGAAGCAAACAAAGUUGUCAUGGCCACCUCCUCAGCUACGUCCUCUGUGUCCUGCACAGCUACCACAGUGCAGUCGAGCAAUAGCCAGUUCAAAGUAUCAUCCAAGAGACCUCCUUCCAUAGCCAUUGGCCAUGACUCUCGGUCUCUCGAUGUAGGCGAUGUCUUUCAUGGCCUCAGCAAGGAGGACCACAGACACUCAGCGCCAACAGCCCCGAGGAACAGCCCCACAGGACUGGCCCCGCUCCCAGCACUCUCUCCGGCUGUGCUGUCACCUGCCUCCACCCCUCACCUUGCAAAUAUCACAGCCCCAUCAUUUCCCAAAGCUGCAACCACAGCGCCUGGGUUUGUGGACACCCGCAAGAACUUCUGUCCUGCUCCUCUGCCCCCCACCACAGACGGCUCCAUCAGUGCCCCUCCAAGUGUCUGCAGCGACCCUGACUGUGAAGGACACCGCUGUGAGAACGGCGUCUACGACCCACAGCAAGAUGAUGGAGAUGAAAGCGGGGAUGAGGACAGCUGCUCUGAGCACAGUUCCAGCACCUCCACCUCCACCACCCAGAAGGAGGGCAAGUACUGUGACUGCUGCUACUGCGAGUUCUUCGGGCAUGGCGGGCCUCCAGCUGCACCAACAAGUAGAAAUUAUGCAGAAAUGAGAGAGAAGCUUCGUUUACGGCUGACCAAGAGGAAAGAAGAGCAGCCUAAAAAAAUGGAUCAGAUCUCGGAAAGGGAGAGUGUUGUCGACCAUCGAAGGGUGGAGGAUUUGUUACAGUUUAUAAACAGCUCAGAGACCAAACCAGUCAGCAGCACUCGAGCAGCCAAGCGAGCAAGGCACAAGCAGAGAAAGCUGGAGGAGAAAGCUCGCCUGGAAGCUAAGGCCAGGGCCCGGGAGCACCUGCACCUCCAGGAGGAGCAGAGGCGUCAGGAAGAAGAGGAGGAAGAGGAGGAGGAGGAGGAGGAGGACCAGCGUUUUAAGGAGGAAUUUCAGCGGCUUCAGGAGCUUCAGAAGCUAAGAGCUGUAAAAAAGAAGAAGAAGGAGAGACCCAGUAAAGACUGCCCCAAGUUGGACAUGCUUUCUGGGAGUCUCCAUGUAGCAACAGAGUCUCCUCCUAGCUCUGAAAAGACCCACAAUGGCUCCCUGGAGCAAACUGAAGGACCAGAAACCACCUCUCACUCCCCUUCCAGACACAUGAACCACACAGAGCCCGGGCCAGGAGCCGACAGGGUCGCUGCAAACCCUGUUGACGCCAGAGACUCCAAACCUCUCCUCCCCAAAGAGAUCACUGGGAAGCAGCAUGAGCCACUGUCUUUUUUCUUGGACAUAAUGCAUCAUCAUAAAGAGGGGAAUGGCAAACAGAAGCUGAAGCAGACGAGUAAGGCCAGCAGCGAGCCAGCGCGGAAACCCACAGAGCCCCCCAGAGCCACAGAGGGGCAGCCCAAACUCCGGGCCCAGACUGAGGCAAAGGCUAAAAUGGUUGAUCUAACUUCCCUCACAGAGCAGAAAAGAGAGGAGAGAAAAGUCAACAGUAAUAACAACAACAAAAAGCAGCUGAACCAUGUCAAGGAGGAAAAGUCAAAUGCAGCCCCUGCUGAGCCUGUCUCUCCGAGCGAGCUGCCACAGAGCAACAAGCUGCUGGCAGACUCCCCUCAGCCCAAAAGCAAGAACAAGAAAAAUAAGAAGAAGAAAGGAGACAGAGUCAGCAAUUCGAUUGAUGAUGUCUUUCUGCCCAAAGACAUCGACCUAGACAGUGUGGAUAUGGAUGAGACAGAGAGGGAAGUGGAGUAUUUCAAAAGAGACAGGGUCUUGCUAUGUUCCCCAGGCUGGUCUCCACUUCUGACCUCAAGCAAUCCUCCUGCUCAGCGAUCCAAAGUGCUAGGAUUACAGGUUCUGCUUGGAUUCUGCCAGACAGACCCGACAAAGACUGUCCAUCAACUGGUCCAAUUUUAGCUUGAAAAAAGCCACCUUUGCUGCCCACUGAAGGAGGCCGGCCUGGAGAGGGACGUGUGGGAGGCAGGCCAGGCUGUGCCACCCCAGAGCUGAGCCCAUUGCUGACCUCCCCAGCCACGGAGCUCACCCAGGCCUGCGUGGGGCGGGCACCACCGUCUGAGACCCUAGACCAAGAACUUGCUGCCCGGCCCACGCUGUUAGCUCGUGUGCGUGUAGUCUGUGCGUGAGACCCCUCGAUUGUAGCUCUGUGCUGUCGGAUUGCAACAGUAGUUCCUGCCAAGUCCUCCCACCACCACGGCCUCGGAGGUCUGGGCUGUGGCCAGAUAGGAGUUUGCAUCUUCCACAUGGUGCCGUCGCCUCUGCAUCACACCCUGUCCUGUCAUCUGUCCCACCGGGUGUUGGCCAUCACUCAGCUCUCGUGUGCCCCUGCAUCCACCUGAGGAGGGCUGGGCGGGGCAGGCCUCCUUCGCACUCCACAAUCUGCCGUCAGAGUGUACACGUCGCGCUGUCUGUGUUUGACCCCCUGACUUGUAGCCAGCUUGUGUAAGAUCCCUGCAGACAAGAAAGUUGAAAAACAAGAAACCCACCCAGUGCUCACACCAUCAAGUCCGUUAUAGAGUGUGCGACUGUGUUAACACGGAGGCCUGCCUGGCUACUUUUUUAACAUAUUGUUAAGUAAUAUUAAAAUCAUGUCUUUCUUUUUGAAAGAUGGAAUACAUUAGUACAGCAGGA